CUAAGGAGCAUAGGAGCGCAAUUAGCAGCACUGAGCCCAACAAAAUGUGACUCUGCUGUGUUUUGUAAAAUGCUGGUGGAAACGUUCAUGUGGAAAUAGUUGGCCUACAGUCUCCUUAUAUUACCUGUUGGUCUGAAGAGAAUCACGUGUCUACGUGUUCUUGCUGUGUCUCAAAAUUGUAGACCAUGAUGGAUCGAAGAAGAGCCUUAACUAUUCCAUUUAAUGUUGACAAUAACUUGGUGGGAAACCCACUCAAAAUCUCCAUGCCAUGUCUCUCACCAAAGUGUGGGAAGUUAGAAAGACAGGUUUCCUGGACUGCAUUUGCAGGUUGCAAACUCAAACAUUGUGAUUCACAGCAUACAAAUGGAUUCACGCUGCUUGAUCACAAGCACGCUGCUGCAGUCACACUGGAAAUGGCAAGGAGGCAGCCCUGUCUGAUCCUGACCAAUGUCCUAGAGACAGAACAGGGUAAGGCCUACAUGGAAAGAAUAACACAGAGUCCAACUUCAAGGAAAUGCAGACGAGGGUCAAGUACACCGUUGGAGAGUGGGCGAAGCAAAGAGGAGCCUCUGAUCUGCAGAGACAGGAGGUCCAGUCAGAAGGAGGCUGAUAAAAACAGAAGUCAAACCCCUAAAAGCAACCAAAAGAAAAAGUCCCCACUUUCUCAAAGGUCAAGACUCUGCAGAAGGUCACAAAAUGUUGAUGACGAAGAGGACAGAGAGGAAAACAAAGAUGGCAAGCAGGUUAUAAGAGGAAAAGACAACGGAGACAACUUCAAAUACGCUGAAGUUGUAGGUUGUGGGGUGUUACUGAGAUGGGAGCCUGUAGAUGAUACCGGAAGUUGUGAUGAGUUCAUCAAGGACAGGUUGUCUGAUCCAGAAAAAGAAGUACAAAACAGUGUGAAGAGGAAAAGAAAGGAUCCAGCAUCGCCGUGCAAUGGAACCGGCAGCCCCAAACGCCACCGUGAGAGUGUGCUUCGGCUCAACGGAGAAGAAGGAAAGGAUGGAGAACUGUCCCCAACGCGUGUUUGUCAAACGGAACCCGAAGCAGACGGAGAUCCGGAAAGCCUGGACCGUACCAUUUUACAGUUCACGGAGGGAGGAGAUGACCCGACCCCCGGUCCUCAUUUAGAAGCCGGAGACUCUGUUGCUACCCCCAGACGAAGUCUUUCCUCCUGCCAGGACAACAUGACCACAUCCAGCCCCUUCGAAUCCAUUGUUCUGUCCAGUGAUGAUGAUGAUGAGGAGGAGGAGGGCGGUGGCGCUGACAUGCAGGUGCUUAUAGAGGAGCCUGUGUCAGUGACAAUUUCUCCAAACCCCAGUAUAGACUUCUCCUUCUCCACGCUGCACUGUGGUGGUUAUCGAGCGAGAGCAAAUGGAGAAAUCAUGAUAGCAGACCAAGAAAUCAUCAUCCCACUGGAAGAUGAUGAUGAUACUGGAGAGGUGGAGGUGAGGCUAUCUCUGGACCGUAAAGACAUGAGGAGGUACAGCGUGUGGGAGCAGCAGGAACUGGUGGAGCGGCAUUUUCACUUUGAGGACGACGAGGAGCCUUUCCCUGCCGCCAUUCUUCUGUUAUGUGUGUCAGAAACUGCUGCAGCUGCUUUACAGCGAGAACUACAAAAGCUGUGUGUGAAACAACAUGGAGCGACGAGCACUGGCAAAGCGAGCCCGUUUCUCCUGCUGACCCUGAGAUUUCCUGUGGUGGGAAUGGAGGGGGCUUUAUUGCGCUCCCUCCUGGACAUUGACUGUCUCAACAGUCUGGCACAAGGAACCAUUGAUUGUGUCGACAAACUUAGUUGUUUGGACGACUUCAACACUCCUGUUCUUUCUCUGGAUGAUAGCCUACAGCUGAUCAGAAGAACUGGACUGGACUCUCCCCUGCUGUCUCUGCUGGGCCUGGACUGCUCUUACCCUGGAUUAGACACAGACGAUGAUGAUCUGCUUUCUGAUAUAGACUCUCCAGGGGCUGAGCAGGCCUGAUGUUUCUUCUGCUGUUACAAUAAAUAAAACAAUU
Messenger RNA from Trematomus bernacchii (emerald rockcod), 2013 nucleotides. RefSeq lists its product as uncharacterized. Bases 186 to 1979 code for a protein of 597 amino acids. The record is from RefSeq and is a predicted model, not a curated record. NCBI's taxonomy places the organism in Eukaryota, Metazoa, Chordata, Actinopteri, Perciformes, Nototheniidae. The transcript has 13 exons.